AAAAUGAACAUUCAAAAUAUCCGUCGGCCGGUGACGUUAUCGCGCGUCGGCCGCGGCGUCUAUGGUGCGUCCAUCGUGCGUCUAUGUAGGUACGCACCGUAAAUUAAUCAUCGUACCACACAUUAUAAUUAUUGUCGUCGUCGGAGCUUUGAAACCGCGGAGGAGAUACGGUCGGCGAGCGUGUACGUACACAUCUGGUAGGCGUUUUCACUUUAGGCAGUAUUGAUUGUACGCAGUGUGCGAGCGCGUUCGUGCCAACGUCGGGAAAACGGGUCAGGGCGCGGGCUUGUCCGCGGAGCGCUCGGGUCCUGUGGGCCGCCGACGCGCGAUCCCGUGGCGGCCGAUCGCGGACGACGGCGACGGCGACGACAACGCCGACUGACGACGACGACGAGUGACGACUCCGGCGAGAGUAGGUACGCGGCACCCUCGCGCGGCGUGACGAUAAUCGUGAGUCCGAGGUUUAGCGGCCGCCGUCGUCAUCGCCAACGCACGUGCGUCGUCCACCCGUCGUCAAUCGCGACGAUCGCGGAGAUAGAUAGAUUAUUAUACAUCGAAACCUCGUCCGACCGUCUUCGUCACCGCCCUCCCUCCACCGCGAACGGAAGAUGCGCAUCCAAGGGUAGAUUAAAUUUUUUUUUUCAAAAGUUCGUUUGCCGCCACCGGCACGCGGUUUUUUCUCUGCACCCCGACGACCGAUACCGCUGCAGUAAAAGUACCAUCGAGACGACGUCAUGACUAUGACGAUGGCUACUGCAGCAUCGCCGCGGCCUCGACGGACCGUCGUAGUUGGAGUGCCGCGUCCCACGGCCGCAGUGGCGGUGCUGGCCGCGGUCGUGGUGGCCGCGGCCGGUGGCGGUGGCGUGUACGCAAAGCUCGCGUCCGCCAGACCGGCCGCCUGUACACUUUCCGAAUUCGCGUGCUCUUCCUCGUCGUCCACCGCCGACGAAGACGACGACGACGCCAAUACAGCCGCCGCUGCCGUACGCUGCGUGCAGUCCAUCAAGUACUGCGACGGCCGGCGCGACUGUCCGGACGGAUCCGACGAACCACACUACUGCACGCCGUGCAAUCGAACUUAUUAUGGAGAUGUCGGAAAAACGUAUGAAUUCGAAUUACAUCGCCCGAAACCCGACAAGUUGCCAUUCGUCUGCUUUAUAAAACUCGUGGCACCAGGUCAUCAUUUGGGAGAUCUAAUACAAGUGACUCUGGACAGUUUCACCAUCGGGCGGUUUGCUUCGUACACGAACGCUGGAUGUCCGGACGGCGACCUUCACAUCACCGAAUCGGAUAGGCCGGCCGUGUCGGGUGGCUGGUGUGGCACAUCCUGGGCGCCUGCUCAUUACUACAGCGAGACGAAUUCCAUCACUCUGCUGGUCCGGCUGUACACGCUGUCCAGCCUGGACAACACGGGUUACAACUUCGACUUCCGACUCGGCUACAAAAUGCUCAACCGGAACCGCGCGGUCGUCCGGUACGGCGAGCAAAAAAUGUUUGCAAAAGUAAAUGAAUCGUUUCACAUGGGUGACCUCAUGGAGGGCACUUACUGCUCGCGGAUAUUCAGCAACUGCGACAAGAAGAGGUGCGUGCUGCAGUCACCCAACUACCCUGGGCUGUAUCCACGAAACUUGACUUGCUACUACGCGAUCAGGCAACACACGAUACCGUACGGCCAACAGGCGCUAAUAUCCAUCACGCAGCCAUACAGCCGUCUAGUGUCGAUCAAAACGGAUCGGACGAAUCCCGAAGGAGCUGACCCGAAGCCCGUCGAACGGAAGGACUGGAGCAAGUGCGACAAUGUACCAGAUUUUGUGACCGUUUAUGAUGGAUACACAACUAGAGAUCCGAUUUUGUUGAGAUUCUGCGGAUCCGGUGAAACUGUGCCCGUGACUACGUCUAGUGGGCCUGAACUGUUAGUUCAGUUUUCUACGUCACCAUAUGGCACUCUGAUGUAUCCGUUCGGUCCACUUCACGGAUUUCAACUUCAAGUACAAGUACACUUUGUGGAUAUCGAAUCGAUCAAGUACACCAAGAACAAACGGUGUGAAUUCUGGAUACGGAACACUGGCCGUGGUUGGUUGCACGCGCCUUACCACUCUUUGCCGGAGAACACGACGUGCUGGUAUCAUCUACAAGCCACCCCGGCCGGUGUCGCGGCUGCCGGAUAUCCGGUGGAUCGUGAAUCCGGCUCCGGUCCCAGGUACAAGGUAUGGGUAUCCGUACUCAAGUUCUACGUGACGGGCCCUCAGACCCGGGACUGUACGACCAACCUGAUGGUGUGGGACGGAAACUCUUCCUGUCAUCCAUUCUGUGAUUCGAGAAACGCCUCGUCGUCCGAGUACCAGCACAACAACAGCAUGCUGUUGGCCAACUACUGUCCCGGCCAAACGCCAAGGUCUUGCGAUCAUUUCCUGUUGACCCGGCAACAGCGUCCGUGCACGCUAUCCGAGAGUUUCCUGUCCACAUCCCGGUCGCUCACUGUCCAGUUGAACAUACAGCACGCCACGGCUCUCAGACCGGUAUCGUUUAAAGCUCUGUACGAAUUCGUCGACCUGCACCAGGACGGAAGCUCGUGGCCCGAAACCGGAAGUAUGUGUUCCAGGAUUUUCCGAAGGCCCACGCACUCGCCUUCUAGUACAAUAGCCAUCCGUUCACCGAAAAACGUAUUCUUUUACGGAAGAGGAGGCAAUAAAAAUUUAAGUUGCGUAUUCAGACUGGAAGGACAGCCCGGCGAUGUGGCUAAGGUGACAAUACUUACGAUCGGCUCGGGAGAUCGGAGUUGUUAUAGCCGUUUGAACAAAGACCGAGGUACUUUACAGUGCGUGGGUGACAUCGGAUCGUCUCUGAGUGUUUUGGACGAGGUAAACGGCCCGAAGACCAUGCUGGUGCCAAGGCACUGUUUGUGUUCGACCAACACGUCCCUGUUGCCGUACACGUUCGUCACGUUGGGCUCGAAGGCUUCGAUGGUGUGGGAUGUGUUCAACAUGAACUCCACCGAAGACUUCCGACUCCACUACUUCGAGGCCACCGUGCAGUUCGUCAGGAGAGAGGUGGUGCCGAAACGAUGUGAGGUGAAGAGCAAUUUGCUGACCGGGCCUGGCGGCCAUUUCACAUUCCACUCGCAUCACAACACCACGUGCGAAUCCCACUUCGUCAUACUCACCCAGCAAAAGUACACCAACAGUUAUCUGUACGCCAAGUUGCCCGGAUUGGCGAUGCCGGACUCGUCGCACGCGGUGCCCAACAAUACCCAACACGUGCACUGCCCGACCAACAAUCGGUUCAUAGUACACGCCGGCGACACGGUCCACACAGUCGUCUGUCCGGACCCGUAUUACACAGUCGAGGUGUUUUCGGAUGGAUGGCACACCAGAGACGUCAUGUCGAAUUCUUCUCGAGACAUCGUCAUCGAGUUCAUUCCAAUCGAUCCGGGCUCGUACACAGUGUCUUGGAUACAACUCUCGUCCAGGAUCCGAGCAGACGGGCCGUACUGCCACAGCCAGUGCCCUGAGCUGGACGCGUGCAUCAACGAGUCGCUGUGGUGCGAUGGCGUGGAACACUGUCCGUCCGGUUACGAUGAAUCGUUCGGGUACUGCAUGCACCUUCUCUAUACGCACCUGGUGUACAGCAUCGCCCUGACCGUGGCCAUCAUCAUCGUGGCCGUGUCGUCGGGGCUCACCAUCCUGUGGUUCCGGCGGUUCCGCUCGGCGUCGUCAGCGGCGGCCGGAUGCCGAAGCCCGUCCGCCAAGUCCGCGGAGACGGAAGCGGUCGUGUCGGCGCGCGACGUGGUUUACUGACAUAAGGUCAACGACGUAGUGCACUACGUCGAAUACGAUCGCGUCACCACCGUCUGAUCGGCAGCAGGCGAUUGACUCGAACGAGAAAUCACCGUCGUCGUCAUUAUCAUCAUCAUCAUCAUCACUACGCGCGUGCCUCUUAUUAUGCAUAACAAUUUUGUAGCUCCCCUAACUUAUACCAUUGACGCGGCGUUAUUCCCGGUCUACACGUGGCCAGUAUUCCAUCCUAGGGUGGUUUAAUAUAGGGUGAAGUGUUUGUUUUUUUUGGCUAUAGUGACCCCCCCUCCCCCGCCACCGGACUGGCUUGAAAUUCUUAGCAUCGUGUAAAUCGGUCUAGCUUGUGCCAAGUCAGGAUAAUAGUAAGCCAGGAUAAUCAUCGGAAGUACUAUUACCAUCAUUCUAGCCUAGCUUUAAAUACUAGCCCCUCGUGUGGACCGGGCAUUAAGGAGAGACAUUUUUUUUUUUUUUUUUAUGCGUUUUGAGGGAACAAAAUUUGAUCCGAAAACGUCUAUUGUGGGCACAGCACAUUUACUAUACACGUGUAUAAAUUUUAGGAGGUGUGGUGUGCAGUGGUACAGCGUUUUCGCUGCGAAAGAGUUGGUGAUUUACACGGCCAUCGAAUACUGUAAUCGUAGACCGAAACGCCGCCGACGUAUCGAAUAUUUUUGUUGAAAAAAAAACAUUAUGUCACGCGUCGUGUGGAAAAGACUUUUGGUUUGAGGGCGUGCGACUGAUGUUGUACGUAUAUUCUUUAUUAUUAUUAUUUUCUCUCUCUCUCACUCUCUCUUUCUUUUCGUCCAAAUCACAUGGUUCACAGAAUUCGGGCAACGGAGUGCCAACGCCUCCUCAUGUCUCACCCCGCCCAAAGCCAAUAUCAGCCCUGACCAGCGGGGCGUGAAAUCGACGUUAUUGCUCGGUCCAAACAUAUAUUAUCUGACCCGACCUAGUUAAUUCUUUUUACGCCACAGGCACCGCCACCACCACCACCGCCACCAUCGUUCGGUGGUCGCCAAAAUUCGGUCGUAAUUUUCUGACUUGUAAAAACAAAAUAUCCGAACCGUGCAAUAUCGUUGGUUAUUAUGUACACCGCUCGCUCUUUUCAGACGGUGGGUAAGAGGGUUUGGGGCGAGGGUGUAAAUCUCUAUACGGCGGCAGAUUUGUUUCGCUCUUUUGCACGAAAGUCCAAUAUUAUCACACAAACAUAAUAUGCGGACGUACGUGGAUAAGCUAAUGUAACGCGAUAAUCACAUACCGGAUACGUUAUGAUAUAAUACAUUAUAUCUAUGAAGGUACAACUUCCACUUGUUUUACGACCUCCAAGGUUUAUAUCCCAACGGAACUAUAUACCUAACCGUACUUCAGAGUAAUAAUAAUGACGUACAUUAUUAUACGUUGAGUGAUUUCUUUCAUCACAAAACAGUCAUUUUCUCGGCGAAUAUUUUGUUUUUUUAUUUUUUUUUAUACCUAUUUAUAUAAUAUUAUAAUAUCUGUUAAAUAUUUUAACCUACAAUAUAUAGGUACAUUUUAAACAUCAUAUUCAACCCAAUCAAAAUAUUUUUCCGAUUAUUAUAAAAAUUUAAUUUCAAACCAGCCGAAUAGACGCAAUAUUAUAAUAGCAUUUUAUUUGCAGAAGAGCUGAGUGGGUGCACUUCUCCGCUCAUCUAAUCUUUAAAUAGGUAAUCUUAUAAGUAUUUCAAGUUUUGUUCGUGGUUCGAAGUUCGAUUUGUAUGAUAUGUAUAAACACAUUUUGCUUCAGAGUAUGGAGUUAAAAUGUACGGGGUAAUAUUUCCGAAAUUAAAAAAAUUAUACCGAUUAUACUAAUAUAGUGUUUAACGACUUCUAAUUAUCAAUGUAAUAUAAUAAUUUCAAAAAUACGUACGUUUACCAAAUGACUGACAUUUUUUUGAUUAAAAAAAUAAUCACCUAUAUAAUAUAAUAUGAUACACUAUAUUGUGUAUAUUAAUUAUAUAAAUACGUCAAAGGAACAACCGUUUACGCUUUUUCGAUUGAACAUACACCAGCUAUAUAUAUGUAACCUCCUCUGCAUUUUGUCCUCUAUAUAACGUACACAUUAUAUUUCGUGUUUCAUUUGGACUGAGUCGCAAAGAGUUCUUAAUUGAAAACCUUUGAACAGCUCACGUAUAAGAGAGUCUAUAUUACUACCGGCUGUAGAGAAUAUCGGGAAGAUUUACUAAUUUAUAAAAUAGCGGUGUAAUUGAAUCUCCACAUUAGAUACCCCCCUCCCAAGCGUUUUAAAUUAAUUAGUAAAUAGUACAUGGGUAUUAUUAUUUUCUGUACAUAUGUAUAGUGUAGGAGUAGCCUACAUAUGGGUCACGUAUAAUAGCCAUUAUAGGUACAUUCAUGAUGUAUACAGAGUGGUUCACGAAACAUAGUUAUUUUUUAAAAGUAGGUACUUUAACAUAAACAUCAUAUUUUCACAUACUUAGAUUUCAAUUAGAUAGGAGGUAGACGGUACCCACAUUUUGUGAUGGUACACACUAUUUGUUUUUCAAACGAGAACCGCCUUUUUUAUCAUGUAAAUUGUCAGUCUGAAGAUUUUUGAAAAUGUUUAUGCAUCUAAAUCGAAAUUAAAAGCUACGUAAUAUAGUUUUUGAGUAGUUAAACUUUAAGCGUGGCGCGGUCCGUAGUCCGUACACUCAACUGCGAAAACGCUCUGAGUGUACGUAUUGGCCGGUGUUGCAAGCUCUCGGAUGGGUGACCACCCGGGACUUUAGCAACAAAUCCUUGCCACACAUACAAACGUGUUUUAACCAACCGUUCCUCCCACUACAAACAACCCACAAACAAAAACAACUAAUGGCCAUAGUUUCCGGGUUAAGCUCAAAAAAAAAAAACUUUA
Messenger RNA from Acyrthosiphon pisum (pea aphid), 6657 nucleotides. RefSeq lists its product as uncharacterized. Bases 735 to 3797 code for a protein of 1020 amino acids. Gene Ontology annotation, molecular function: protein binding. The transcript is spliced from 12 exons. Lineage: Eukaryota; Metazoa; Arthropoda; Insecta; Hemiptera; Aphididae. Gene Ontology annotation, cellular component: plasma membrane. The record is from RefSeq and is a predicted model, not a curated record.